UGAAGCAGCCUUGCCAUUACCUAACUCCAUCCUCCGGCCUCCACUUCUCCCUGUGAUAACUCCUAGCAAAAAUGGGAGGGAGUUCCCCAUGCGCUUCCUGCAAACUAUUGCGAAGGCGCUGCACCAAAGACUGCAUCUUUGCCCCCUUCUUCCCUUCAGAUGACCCCCAAAAGUUUGCAAUCGUUCACAAAGUCUUCGGUGCUAGCAAUGUCAGCAAGAUGCUGCAGGAACUUCCGGUUCAUCAGAGAGCGGAUGCUGUGAGCAGCCUAGUCUAUGAGGCCAAUGCAAGGGUGAGGGACCCGGUUUACGGUUGUGUGGGGGCCAUCUCUUACUUGCAGAAUCAAGUGUCUCAGCUUCAGAUGCAGCUCGCCGUUGCCCAAGCCGAGAUCCUUUGCAUUCAGAUGCAGCAGGAGCCACCGGCGACCACCGAUCAACAGAUACAGCCUGAUGACAAGCCAUUUCUGAUGCAUAAUAAUCUUAAUGGCAUGCCUCAGUUGAUGAACUAUGGCUCCUCAAGCAAUGUAGCUCAGGAACCUCUCAAGAGUGAAUCUUUUUGGACAUAGACUCUUUUAUUGCAAUGAAGUAGU
Molecule: messenger RNA, 587 nt
Organism: Elaeis guineensis (African oil palm)
Lineage: Eukaryota; Viridiplantae; Streptophyta; Magnoliopsida; Arecales; Arecaceae
Product: LOB domain-containing protein 12
Source: RefSeq, a predicted model, not a curated record